AUGGCUUCUCAAUCUUCGAAUGAAACUACUGAACAAAAAUCACAUGAUGAAAAUGAAGAAAAUUUAAGUGAAGAACUAAAUACUGAAGAUCAUAUACAACGAAAACGUAUUCGAGCAGGUUCUCAUCCUGAUGAAGAUUCUGAAACUAAGAAUAAUAAUGAUAAUACAAAUGAAACUGUUCAUGAAAUAACAACAACACCUAUUGAAAAUCAUGAAAUAUUAGAUAAUAAAAAAACAACAAAUAAUACUGGUCCAAUAAAACGACGUAAAUUAAAUGUUGAUAUUGAAGAACUUAUUGAUCAAGAUGAAAAAACAAAUGAUUCUGUUCAAACAACAACAACAAAUAGCGAAUCAAAAGAUGAAUCUUCAACAACAACAACAACAACAACAACUGAUGAAGAUGAUGAUGAUACUGAAACAAAAAAUGAAGAUGAUGAUGAUGAUGACGAUACUGAAAGUAAUGUUAAUGAACAAAAUAAUUUACCACCAACAACAAAUAUUUAUUUACAUUUACGACAACGUCAACUUGGUAUAUUUAAUCGACCAAAAGAUCGUGCAACAUGUCGAGCUUUUCAUAAUAAUAUCAUAGCUAGUCGAAAUCUUGUUCAACGAAUGAAAGUCUCACAUACACUUGAUGCACAUAAUGGUUGUGUUAAUGCUUUAGCAUUCAAUAGAACUGGAACAUUAUUAGCAAGUGCUUCAGAUGACUUACAAAUUAUUUUAUGGGACUGGGCAUCAAAUCAAGCAGCUGUUGCCUAUGAAAGUGACCAUCAUAGUAAUGUUUUUCAAGCAAAAUUUAUACCAUUUUCAGAUGAUUGUAAAAUUGUAAGUUGUGCACGAGAUGGUCAAGUACGUUUAGCUGAACUUCAUCCGGAUGGUUCAUUAUGGCGUACAAAAAAAAUUGCUCAACAUUUAGCAUCGGCUCAUAAACUUUCAAUUGAUACAAUAACAGGUACUGAUAUAUUUUCAUGUGGUGAAGAUGGUAUUAUUUAUCACAUUGAUCUUCGUGAAAAUAAAUCGAAUAAAUUAUUAACAAUAAGCAGUGAUACAAUUAAUCAUUUACCUCUUUAUUCAAUUGAACUUAAUCGCAAUAAUCAAAAUGAAUUUGUUGUUGCUGCUAUGGAUCCAUAUAUACGUGUAUUUGAUCGACGAUAUAUUGAAACAAAUACAACAAAACCAUUAAAAAGUUUUUGUCCAGAUUUAUUAAAGAAAAUUGAAGACCGUCAAAGACAACCAUCAGUUACAUGUGCUGUUUAUAAUUAUAAUGGCACUGAAAUCCUUGGUUCUUAUAAUGAUGAAGAUAUUUAUUUAUUCGAUGCAACACAUUCGGAUGGUGCAGAUGCUAUUCAUCGUUAUCGUGGUCAUCGAAAUAGUAAUACAGUAAAAGGUGUUAAUUUUUAUGGUCGUAAUUCUGAAUAUGUGAUUAGUGGAAGUGAUUGUGGUCAUGUAUUUAUUUGGGAUAAAAAUUCUGAAAAAUGUAUUUGGUAUGAUAAAGGUGAUGAUGAUGGUACAGUAAAUGUUCUUGAACCUCAUCCACAUUUUCCAAUAAUUGCAACAAGUGGUCUUGAACAUGAUAUUAAAAUAUGGGCACCACUUAGUCAAGAAUCAAUCGAUUUUAAACGACUUAAAAUAUUAAUGAAACGAAAUGCUCGUGAACGUGAACAUGAACUUCAUUUUGCUAGUGUACUUGAUACAGAUACAAGUGGUUUAUUACGUUUAAUGCGUCCAGUAUUUCGAAGAAUUGUUCGACGAGCUAAUGCCGAUGGCGAACGAACGAAUGAAGAUAAUGAUGAUGAUGAUGACGAUGAUGAUGAUGAUGAUGAUGAUGAAGUUUCAAGACGUGCUCGACAUAUUUAUUCAUUUGAUUGUGCACCAUCAUGA
Messenger RNA from Rotaria sp. Silwood1, 1881 nucleotides. Lineage: Eukaryota; Metazoa; Rotifera; Eurotatoria; Philodinida; Philodinidae. The record is from the annotation of a GenBank genome assembly.